Molecule: messenger RNA, 3070 nt
Organism: Cylas formicarius (sweet potato weevil)
Lineage: Eukaryota; Metazoa; Arthropoda; Insecta; Coleoptera; Brentidae
Product: pyruvate dehydrogenase phosphatase regulatory subunit, mitochondrial
Exons: 13
Coding region: 106-2844 (912 amino acids)
Cellular component (GO): mitochondrion; mitochondrial matrix; cytoplasm
Molecular function (GO): protein binding; oxidoreductase activity
Source: RefSeq, a predicted model, not a curated record
UAAAAUCAUUGUAAUGUGGCCAUAACCUCACAUAUUUUGAUUAAAAAGUAUUUUUAAGAGGAAAAUGUGAAAAUAUGUUAAAUUAAAUAAGUUUAAAAACUAGAUAUGAAACAAAACGCUACAAAAUGCUUCCAAGUAAACAAUGCCAAAUAUAUUUUAAACCGCUUAAAAGGUGAUACUCAGCAUUCGCUGGGCCAUUUUGACUAUGAUUUACGUAAUUACAGACUGUUAUCUAGUUCAAAUUUUAAUACAUCUAUUAAUGCUUCUUCGGAACAUGCGAAAGUGGUUAUAUGCGGGGGAGGCGUUAUGGGUGCUUCUGUCGCCUAUCAUCUUGGCAAACUAGGUUGGGGCUCAGAGACCAUACUUAUAGAGCAAAAUAGGGUUGGUGGUGGAACUACUUGGCAUGCUUCAGGCUUGGUUGGGGUUUUUAAACCCACCAUGACUCAAGUUCAACUCACAAAAUCAAGUGUGGCCCUAUACAAAGAGUUGGAGGGGCGAGGGCUACCUACAGGUUGGAAACAGUGUGGCAGUUUAAACGUAGCUCGCACGAGAGAUAGAUUUGUGGUUUUUCGCCGAAUGAAAGCUCAAUCAGUCGCGUGGAAAAUUGAAUGUGAAUUACUGACUCCUGACCAAUGUAAGCAAAAGUGUCCUUUAUUGAAAGUCGAUGAUCUUUACGGUGGGUUGUGGAUCCCUGGGGAUGGCGUAGGAGAUGCUUACCAAACCUGUUUGACUUUGGUGAAUGAAGCAAAAAAUAUGGGUGUAAAAGUUAUAGAAAAUUCUACAGUUAAAAAGGUUGUUCAAACCCAGGGUAAAGUAUCUAGUGUGGAAACCAACUUAGGGUCAAUUAAUUGUGAAUAUUUUGUUAACUGCGGUGGGUUUUGGGCCAGGGGAAUUGGCCAAAUGUCGGAGCCUAAUAUUAAGGUUCCGCUUCAUGCCGUCGAGCAUUAUUAUUUGCAUACAAAACCUAUUCCUGGAUUAGAUCCUCACACGCCAGUUGUACGCGACCAGGAUGGUCACAUUUAUUUUAGAGAAAACAAUGGACGACUAUUGGCUGGCGGUUUCGAACCAGUCGCCAAACCCGCUUUCGAAGAUGGAAAAAUUCCUGCAAACAGCAAAGAAAGAGAAUUACCAGAAGAUUGGGACCAUUUUCAUGUGCUCCUUGAACAACUUCUGCAUAGGAUUCCCAGUUUGGGAACAGCCGUGUUGGACAGAUUAUGUAAUGGUCCUGAAGCGUUUAGUCCGGAUUGCAAGUGGAUUGUGGGCGAAGCGCCGGAGAUCAGGAAUUAUUUGAUCGCUGCGGGCAUGAAAACUAUCGGUAUUUCUGCUGCUGGCGGGGUGGGAAAAGCGACCGCUGAACUAAUCGUCAACGGCGAGACUGACUACGAUAUGUACGAGCUGGAAGUGUCCAGAUUUUUGGGACUGCACAACAACAGGAAGUUUUUAAGGGACCGCGUGAAAGAAGUGCCCGGCCUUCAUUACGGGAUAAAUUACCCAUUUUUCGAAUUCCAAUCGGGUAGGAACCUACGUAUGUCGCCCGUUUAUCCUAAGCUCCUGGAAGCGGGCGCAGUGUUUGGGCAAGUUAUGGGUUAUGAACGACCUUCGUGGUUUGACCCUAUUGAGAAAGAAGACGAGGAGUUGGACUUCAUGCCUUACAGAAUAGCGCACACAAAUACAUUCGGUAAGCCUCCUUGGUUUGAUUUUGUAGCCAAGGAGUACGCUGCAUGUAGAGAGGGUGUCGGAAUCAGCGAUUAUUCAUCAUUCACAAAAGUAGAUCUUUGGUCUAAAGGCACCGAAGUAGUCGAUUCCCUACAGUACAUUUGUUCAAAUGACGUAGAUGUACCAGUUGGUAGCAUUAUACACACGGGUAUGCAAAAUCAUAGGGGUGGAUAUGAAAAUGAUUGCUCUCUUGCUAGACUAGCUGAGAAUCAUUAUAUGAUGAUUGCUCCCACAAUCCAGCAAACUAGGUGCAAAGUUUGGUUACAGAAACACCUGCCGCCGACUGUCGCGAUGUCCGAUGUCACUAGUAUGUUUACCGCAUUGUGUAUUAUGGGUCCCUUUACCCGGACUUUGCUAUCAGAACUAACAGAUACCGACCUAAAGCCCAGAAAUUUCCCCUUCUUUACGUUUAAAAUGUUGGAUAUCGGUCUUGCUAACGGUAUAAGGACCAUGAAUUUGACACACACCGGCGAGUUGGGUUACGUGCUUUAUAUUCCCAACGAGUUUGCCUUGCACGUGUAUUCCAACAUAAUAAGCGCUGGGGAGAAAUACGGUAUAAAACACGCGGGAUACUACGCCACCAGGGCGCUAAGAGUUGAGAAAUUUUACGCGUUUUGGGGGCAGGAUUUGGACACUACGACGACUCCACUAGAGUGCGGUAGGGUAUGGCGCGUUAAAUUCGACAAAGAAAUUAAUUUCAUCGGCCGUGACGCCUUGCUUAAACAAAGGGAGGAGGGCGUUAAGAGAACGUACAUUCAACUGAUUUUGGACGACCACGAUUGCGAAACUGACCUGUGGCCUUGGGGCGGAGAGCCGAUCUACAGAAAUGGCGAACAGGUUGGCAUGUGUACCACCACCGGUUAUGGAUUUACGUUCAAAAAGCAGGUUUGUUUGGGAUUCGUCGAAAAUAUAGACAAAAACGGUGAACGGCAAAAAGUAACCCACGAUUUUAUUACUAGCGGAGAUUUUGAGGUCGACAUCGCCGGAAUUAAAUAUCAUGCUAAAGCCAAUUUGCAUUCUCCCAUUCUACCAACGAAAUAUCCUGAUGUCGAGCGCGACGUUUAUCGGGCUACCCGAGGAAAAACAGAUGAAAAGGGAAAUUCGAAUGAAGUAGUGAAAGCCAUCUAAUCCGUUACCUAAUCCUGACAAAAGCAGCUAUUAUGCAAUUGUGAUUUCUUAGAUUUAGUUUGACAACAGGAAAGUGUAAAAUUAUCAAUUGUGAUAAGCUUACGUCUGCUCUUAUUUGAAUCAAUAAACUUGUGUGAGUGUAUUCUUACAAAACAUUGAAAGGCGGAUUAAACAGUUUCAAACAAUAGACCAAGAGUAAAAAUUACUGAGCUAAAUUAUUUUAUUA